UUAAGGGGCGAACUGAGCGGCGGUCCCGCUCCCGCCAUCUUUGACGAGGGCGGGCUCGGGCUCUGGGCGGCUUUGGACACGCGUGUGCGCGCGUGUGUGUAUGAGUGUGCGUGUCUGGGGACGGUUAAUUUCGGAGGAGCAACUGUGUGGUGUUGUGGAGGGGGGAACCUAUUCCUGAGAAACGAAAUAGGAGAGAUUGUAACUCUUCCGAUGGGCUCACCCACAAAGGUGGCGUCCAGGUACCAUUCUUCGGAGCCUGUCUUUGGAGCAGUGGCCGGCGGAGUUAUCCAAGAUGCUUUGCUCCACAUGGCCAGGGAGAAUGAGCAGUAUCUGAGCGAACUGCGGGAAGAGGCAGGUUGCUUUAAAGAGACACAGAUCGUGGAAUUUGUGUUUCUUCUGUCCGAAAAAUGGAGCCUGACUGAAUCGGCAAGAUACCAAGCCAUAGAAAUAUUUGAAAGGUUCAUGCUUACACUCAUUAAAGAGGCUUCUCAUCUCACGAGAGCAAAGGAGGAAGACAGCAAGUGGGCCUCAGUGAAACAGCAGAUUGAGGGCACAUAUGUGCUGCGCCUGGUCUCUUGCAUCCAGCUUGCCAGCAAGCUCUCCUUCCAUUAUAGUAUAGUGAAUAACAACGUGGUUCUGAGGUUUCUGAAGUCUUUGGGCUUCUCCUAUACCACAGAAGAACUACUGGAAUCUGAACUGGCCAUUUUGAAGGCUCUGCAUUUCCAAAUCAAUUUUCCAGCCCCUUUUGCUUAUGUUGAAAUGCUGCUGGAGGUUUUAGGGUACAAUGGCUACAUGCUGCCCACAAAACAGCUGCUUGAAAUGUGCAGACAUUUGCUGGCUUUAACGUACCUCUUGCGGAGCAGCGUUUAUGACACCUUGCUGAAGACUUCGAUUAAAAACUCCUCUCCGAAUGAGCUCCAGCUGGCGAAGUUUCUGCCAGUGAAAGAAGAUCUCAUGCUAUUGGCUGUCGGAGUCAUUGGGGCAAGCACUUUCCUCCUGAAUCCCGAGGGCUUGAAUCAGGUUACGGAAUACCUCAGCGACACCACAGGCAUCGGUCGGCAAGACAUUAUUGAGGCAGUCUACGCAAUUCUGAAGCACAGCGUGGGCAACGACUAAUUUCUUCCACCUUCAUCCCCUGCCCUCCAAACAGCAUGCUGCCACACUUCAUCUGGGGCUCUCAAAGAGAUGGUUGUGCUCCCAAGAAACAAGGCAACCAGUUAUAUUUAAAUGUUAAUGCUUACACCUCACAGGCUUUUGUCCUGUUACCAUAACCUUUUGAGAAGGCCUGGGGCGGGCACUUAAAGAGGACAGUUAGGCCUACGACUAUUGAUGUCUUGCACAGUUACAACACUGGUGAAGAAGCAUGGCUCCUGAGGGCAGACACUGAGAUGUGUGUGCUGCCGCAACAGGAGAAGAAUGUUUCUUCUGAAGGCCUCCCUGGAAGGGAUAAGUCUCAGUGUAAGUGGAUGAACUCAUUCACAAGGGAAGAAGAAACAUUAAAUGCAUCUAUGGCAGCUCAUGAUAAA
Molecule: messenger RNA, 1526 nt
Organism: Podarcis muralis (Common wall lizard)
Lineage: Eukaryota; Metazoa; Chordata; Lepidosauria; Squamata; Lacertidae
Gene: CNTD1
Product: cyclin N-terminal domain containing 1
Biological process (GO): reciprocal meiotic recombination
Cellular component (GO): site of double-strand break
Source: RefSeq, a predicted model, not a curated record